Bacidia gigantensis is the source of this 2769-nucleotide messenger RNA. RefSeq lists its product as uncharacterized. Lineage: Eukaryota; Fungi; Ascomycota; Lecanoromycetes; Lecanorales; Ramalinaceae. The transcript has 3 exons. Gene Ontology annotation, molecular function: RNA binding; protein binding. The record is from RefSeq and is a predicted model, not a curated record. Bases 1 to 2769 code for a protein of 922 amino acids.
AUGUCGGUCAAUAAUGAUCAACCAAACGUGGCCGGUGUUGAAGGCGAUGAACCUCGUGCUGCAAGUUACGCUUCUAACAUGUUUCGCAUGGAGAUGCCCAAGGUACUCAUGAAGCGCCCUGGUUUCGGAACCCUUGGCCGUGCGUACAAGGUUACACUGAACUCCCAUACCGUCAACGCUUGGCCAAAAAUGGACGUUUAUCAAUAUGAUGUUGUUAUCGGCUCAGGCAAGGAGAAGCGAAAAUUGAUUCAACUGCUUUGGGAAUCAAAGGCCGUUCAGGAUAAAAUCGGACAAUUCUGGUUGUUCGAUGGCAACAAGCUUGCCUGGUCCGGACGAAACCUGCCCAAUGAGCUCAAGAUUGAGGUGGAUAUGGAUAAGGAGAUGGGUCGAAACCCUCGUAAGAAGGAUGGCAUAGUUGUCGCUGAUAUUCAUGCUGUUCGUAUUCGAAAGACGACCCAUAUUCGCUUGGACACAUUGCGCUCGUUCCUGGAUGGUACCCUUCUCGAAUUCGAUGACUCGAUCUAUUCAGCCAUAAACUUUUUGGACCAUCUACUCCGAGAACACCCUUCGAAGCAUCUUAUUAACCUCCGUCGAUCUUAUUUCCAACAACCAGAAGAGUUCAAAGGGGAUAUUAGGCCUCUCUUCACUGGUAUUGGCAAUGGCGUCGAAGCUUGGCGUGGCGUUUACCAAUCCCUUCGCAUGGCUGAGGGAAAGAAGCUUGUUGUCAAUGUCGAUGUUUCCAAUGCAACUUUCUGGAAAGCAAUGCCAUUGCAUACACUGUCUAUGGAGCUAAUUGGGGAGUUGAAUCCUGUGGUUUUCGAAGGAAAGCUUCGAAAGCGGAACGCUAAUGACCCGGAUCCAAAAGCGUGGAAGAUCCUCAAGCGCUUUGUCAAAUGCCAUUUCCACAUUCGUCGCCCAGGAACAGGAAAAGACCCUAAAACGAAGAUCAUUUUUAGGAUUCUCAACGAGAGUGCCGAGACCUACCGCUUUGACUGGGUCAAUCGUGAGACUGGACAGACAAAGAAUGUCAGCAUCGUCCAGUAUAUGCUAGAGAAGUACAAGCAUCGUCUUACGUAUUCCUACUUACCUCUCGUGGAGGUGAGGGCGAAGGAGCUUUAUCCCAUGGAGCUCUGUGAGAUGGCAUAUGGUCAGCAGUACAAGACCAAGCUCAAUGAGAACCAGACAAGCAACAUGAUUAAGUUUGCAGCAACCCGGCCAGCAAAGCGACUUGAAGGCAUUCGGGAAGGCCUAGGUCAUCUCAAGUGGGAUCAAGAUCCAUUUCUUAUGAAGUAUGGCUUGAAGAUUGAUCGGGAAAUGACUCGAUCAGAUGCUCGCGUCUUGGAUCCACCAGAGGUUCAAUAUGCUAAAAAUACAACUGCUAAGCCCGGCUACACUGGACGCUGGGAUCUUCGUGGAAAGGUUUUCUUGAAACCAAACCCAAUUCCCCUCCAAUCAUGGGGCGUAUGCGUCUUGACAGGCACAGGCGUUGAGGGAGGUGAUACACGCAAUGUCCCAUCCAUGGAUCAGACCAAGGCUUUUAUUCAAAUGUUCAUUAAGACUUAUCGUGGCCACGGAGGGAUCGUAGACAACGCCCAGCCACCUAUCAUUGGUGGAGUGCCGGACAUAGCUAAAGCUAUUGAGGGCUGCUUCUACGCAGCUGGCAACGCAGCUAAGAAACGACCACAAAUAAUGUUCGUUGUGGUCUCCAACAUUGACAAGAACGUCUACGAACGAGUCAAGAAGAACCUCGACUGCAAAUGGGGCAUUGUAUCCCAGUGUGUGACAGGUCAAAACGUUAAGAAAAAUUCUCCUCAAUACCACUCGAACGUGAGUAUGAAGUUUCACUGCAAGUUAGGCGGCACAGUCUCGAUGGCAAAGGGAAAGAAGCCUUAUUUCGAAGUGCCAACUAUGAUCCUUGGAGCCGACGUAUCGCAUGCUGGGGCUGGAAUGGUACAGCCUUCGUUCGCUGCUAUGACAAUGUCAAUGGACAUGACGGCUUCACGAUAUACUGCAGCUGUCGAGUCAAACGGAUAUCGCCAAGAAAUGAUUAGUCCGAAGAACAUCAACUCCUUUUUGCUACCACAAAUCCAGCGUUGGAUGGAGAACGUUGGAGGCGGACGCAUGCCAAAACAUGUCUACUACUUCCGAGACGGGGUCUCUGAGGCUCAAUACAUCCCUCUGCUUGAAAACGAGGUGGCCGAUAUCAAACAGGCGUUUUACGAGAAGUGCAAUAACGAGAAGAAAUAUAUGCCAAAGUUCACCGUUGUUGUCUGUGAGAAGCGGCACCACAUCCGCUUCUUUCCUCCUCAAGGCCCUGGCUCUGAUAAGAACGGAAAUCCAGUCCCCGGCACCCUGGUUGAGCGAGAUGUAACUCGUCCUUUUGAAUACGACAUGUAUCUCAACUCGCAUUCUGCUAUCCAAGGCACCGCUAGACCUACACAUUACCAGGUGCUCCUUGAUGAUGCAAAAGUGCCAGUCAAUCAGCUACAUCAACUCCUUUACGAGCACUGCUACCAGUACCAGCGCUCAACGACACCUGUAUCUCUUUUCCCGGCGGUAUACUACGCCCAUCUUGCUGCUGCUCGUGCAGUGAGUCACGUCAACAUUACGGAGCAAGACCGCUGGAUUCAACGUAAUGAGUCUGCAAAGCGACCAGGCAUGCCUCAAAUCGAUUAUCAAGCGAGGCCCGGUGAAACUCUUUCCGAACCUCCAGCACUACUUCCAAUGGAGCCUACAAACCAAAUCCAUUUCGCUAUGUGGUACAUCUGA